Diabrotica virgifera virgifera (western corn rootworm) is the source of this 13872-nucleotide messenger RNA. RefSeq names its product E3 ubiquitin-protein ligase Iruka. Gene Ontology annotation, cellular component: cytoplasm; nucleoplasm. Lineage: Eukaryota; Metazoa; Arthropoda; Insecta; Coleoptera; Chrysomelidae. Bases 123 to 1073 code for a protein of 316 amino acids. Gene Ontology annotation, biological process: positive regulation of DNA-templated transcription; ubiquitin-dependent protein catabolic process; protein ubiquitination. The record is from RefSeq and is a predicted model, not a curated record. The transcript is spliced from 6 exons. Gene Ontology annotation, molecular function: ubiquitin protein ligase activity.
AUACUGUCAAUAAAAAGUAGCGUUCUAUGAUAAAAAAUAUGGUGGUCGAAGUCGUUUCUCAGGAAGUGUUUUCAUAAGUUCAUUUUUUAAAUCAAUAGUAAUCAAUUGUAAAAGCUUUUACGAUGGCAGAAGCAGCUGUAGAAGACAGACCUCCACAGAAGUUUUAUUGCCAUAUGUGUAAUGUUCAAUUUCAAAAUGCAUCAGCGAAUUUCACAUGUCCCCAUUGCUCCGAUGGCUUUAUAGAAGAACUGCAGGAAACUCCAGAGGAUAAUGAAGAAAUGAUCGAUGUAGAAGACUGGGUAGACGCAGAUGUGAUGGACAACUUAAUGAAUACUCUGCCACUCAAUGUAGAGGAACGCCGACCUAGGACUAGAUCAGAUGGAGCACAACCAUGGCGAAGGUACCUAAAUCGUUCCAGGACGCUUAGACCCAGGACUCUUACAAGAAUAGCCUCAUCAAAUUUAAGGCAAAAUGUUUCAUUUGAAAAUAUAUUGCAAGAUUUCAUAGUCAAUUUGGGCGUGGGUGUAAACUUUGGCACUGCGGCCAACAUGCAGCUGUUUUUGGGAAAUCCUGGAGACUACGCCUGGGGACGUGAAGGACUGGAUGCUAUUGUCACUCAGCUUCUGAAUCAAAUGGAUACAACAGGUCCUCCCCCGGUGUCAAAAGAAAUAAUAGAUGCCCUCCCCGUAGUCGAAGUGACGGAAGAACAAGUAACUGCGAAGCUACAAUGUUCGGUGUGUUGGGAAGAUUUCCAGUUACGGGAAAACGUUCGUCAAUUGCCAUGUUUGCAUAUUUAUCAUGAACCUUGCAUCCGACCAUGGUUAGAACUGCACGGCACCUGUCCGAUUUGUAGACAGAAUUUAGGAAGUGAUGAACAAACAAAUAGCGACAAUAACCAGGAUUCUGGUGGUACUUCAAGUAAUGGAGCUAAUACUCCGUACAACGUCCUACGCAGCCUAUUCAAUUCCCAAUCUAGCAAUUCCUCAAGCAAUUCUAGCAACUCUAGUUCAAGUUCUUUCGAAAGCUCUGGCGCUAGAACCAGGUCGAGAUCACAUAGUGAUUCCACCAUGUAACCGUAACAUAGUUUAAUGAUAUUUAUAACAAAAGUGAAAUUCAGUAAUAUAGAAAAGUGCUUGCUUUAUAAAAUUAUGUAUAACAUAUACGUUGAGGUCAAACGGUGGACACUGAAUUACGAAUUGUUAACAAGAACUGAUAAACUUGUCACAAAACAAUAAAUAGAAACUGCAAAUUGUUUCCUUUAGUAUGCUACUUUUAUCUUUCUUAAUUGCAAUUGUAUUUUUUAAUGUUAUGGUCAAAAUAUGGUGGAAGUUAAUUUUGAGCUAUUUCUUACUAGCGAAGUAUUUUUUUUAAUAAGAAUUUUGUUUUGGUCUGUUCACUCUACGUUAUGUGUUUUGUCUUUUGAUCCAGGUGACUUGUACGUUAUGAAUAUAUAUGUUUACAGAUACAGAGUUUAUUCCGAAAUCAGUAAUGAACACUAGUAUCGAUUUUGGUUCUUUCACAGAAAAUACUAACGCGGUCCGAUAAGUACUUAGCCUCAAAAAAAAAACAAAAAAUUUGGCAAAUUUGUGUAUUUAUUUCUGAACAUAGUCUCCUUUUAGCUCGAUACACUUGACUCCACCUUCUUUAACCCGUCUAAAAACUACUUUCUCUCGAGUUCUGCAAAAUAAGCUUCCGUGACAGUGAUGAAUUCCUUAUUCGAAUUACAUUUCUGCCCGACCAGUGACUUUUUCAAGUUUGGAAACAAAAAUAAGUCGUACACGGCCAAAUCUGGAGAAUGCGGUGGAUGGGACAGCAGUUCGUAGCCCAAUUCGACCAAUUUGGUCAUGGCGAUGGCGAAGGCACAAGCCGGGGCGUUGUCAUGGCGGAAGAGAAGAAACAGCCCCAAUUCUUUCCCAAUUGGGGCUGUUUUUUCAAAAAUUCGGCGUCGAAUCGGACCAAUAUUGCGACAUAGUAAAGCCCUGUUGCUGUUUUGUCCUUUUUCAGGAAGUGGAUAUAGAUUACACCUUGUGAACCCAAGAAUAUCGUGGCCAUCAUCUUUCCGGCUGAUUGGACAGUCUUCGCCCUCUCUGGAGCAUGUUCGCGAGGUGACGUCCACUGUAUCGACAGUUUCUUGGUCUCUGGUAUAUAUCUCGUCGACUGUUAAGAAACAACGUAAAAACUUAUUUGGAUUACGCUUAAACAGCCUCAGACACUGCUCUGAAGUGGUCUCAUGGUUGCUAGUGAUGUUGAUUAUAGUUACUUUCGAGUAAUCGUUACAAAUCGUUACUUUGAUUACUCUUGUAUUUGAGUACAGAUAAUCAUAUGGAGAAUCGCAUUUCUCAGUACAUAUUUUGUAUUAGUAGGAUACUUUGAUUACUAUGAUUACUUUUGUAUUUGAGUACCGGUAAUCAUAUCGAGAAUCGCAUUUCUCGCAAUAGUAGAAUUAGUUCGCUCGUUCUCCAUUCUUCCGGUAUUAUAUUGUGUUUUGUGAUAUUGUUAAUUAAUGUUGUUAAUUGUUCUGUCAUUGCUGCUCCACAAUAUCAGUAAUCUCAAGUAAUCUGUUUGCAUCAAUUAAGUGCCAAAAACAAGCCCUCGAAACUCUAGAUGACGUACCUUAGCACUAACCCUGAGCACCCAGGUGCUUCGGAGGUGGUUCUGAUUGCAUAUUCGUGUUCAGUGAUCGCAAAUACCCCGAAAUAAGAAAAUCUGGCCCUUAAUACACUGAUUUUAACAUGCUCAUUUUUCGAUGCGUUUUGUACACUUUAAAAUGUAAUAAUGCAUUUCCACCCAUUUUUCUAUUGUAGACUUUUUUCCAGACGUCAUCCUAAUCCUAAAUACAAUUCAAUAAGUUGCAAGUCUCUAGGUACCUACUAUAUUUAAAAAUAUAUUUAUUCCUGUGUUUGUAGUGUUAAAUGCCCUGGUCUAAUAAAAACAAUGCCAUACCUACAUGUAAAAUUAAAGUUGAUGAUCAUAGUCUAGAGUCUAGAAAUAUUAUCAUUUCUACAUUUUUUCCGGUCAAUCUAAGCUAGGUAUUUUUUUCUAGGUCUGAUAAGAAUAGUGUGUAUUUAUUAUUAAAGUCUAAUGUGUUGUAUUUUUAUUUUCAAUGGAACAAACAUCUGUGAGAUUCUGUGAAUUAUCUACCUCGACAAAUCGUAUUUUAUCUAUAUGUAUAGACAUCUGUUUCUGGGUGCAUGCUUUGUUAAAUGAUUUACCUCCCUCUGUUUCAGCUACUUCUUAGCGCCCUGUAAUCCUGUAAAACUCUUCAUAGCCUUCACCCUUCAUAGAUAAAAUAUUAGUUAACUGUACUGAUACCGAACACUCGUGGAAUACCGGUCCGAUUCCAAUAUCAACCGAUUGUAGAUACAAUACUCAAAUAGGUACUCGCUCUGAUACGAUUGGUAAGAAGUAACGAAGUAGUCAGAGUAAUCAAAGUAACGAUUUGCCUCUCUGUAUAGUAAUCGUUACUUUCGGUAUUCGUAAGUAACGAGUACUUUGUAACGAAUAGUUACUUUUUCAACAUCACUAAUGGUUGCGCUUAUUGUCAGAAGUGAGAAAACGCGACAGCCAUCGCACCGACAGCUUUUUUUCCCAAAAUUUCAUGCAGGAUAUGACCAACGAAAUCUUUCGAGAUGCGUGAUGUGUCAGCUUUCCCGCGCACCUUAAGUCUGCGGUCUGCCAGUACCAGAUCGUAGAUUUCUUGCAUGUUAUCUUCCAAGGUAGACGUUUUUGUGGCACCAGGGAGUGACUCAUCAAAAACCGACGUGCAACCACGGUGAAACUCGUUAAACCAAUUUUUGACGAUCGCCGUAGAAGGAGAAGAGUCACCUUACAACAUCCAAGUGCUCUUUUAUUUAGCUGUGCUAUUUCCCUUCCAAAAACGACAAUCUAAUUACCGACCGAUAAUGCUCUUUUUCAUUCUUCUAAAAUCCCCAGACAAACUACGAGUCCGAUUCGGCUGAGAUUUUGACAUAGGCCAUCUAUAAGAAUGUAUUACAUGAUAGAGGUCCCGUCCUUUGGGAAGGCACUAAUUUGUAUUUUAUGGCGAAUCUAAAAAUGGUUUAAGAACCGUCUUCAAGUUAGUGCUUGGUUACUCACAUUGAAAUUUUAUUACUGAGUAUUGAAAUUAUUUAAUUCUGUUCCGUUGGUGGUUUACGGUAACAAUUAAAUGAAAUUAAAGUAAGUGUAAACACAACAAACUGUCAAUAAUAUAUUUAUUUGUGUCGGUAAAAUAGCGUGAAUAUUUCUCGAAAGAGGGUUUGUUAUUCUUUGCUAGUGUGGUGGUGUGACUGCCCCGGGUGCCCGCUGUGACUAUACUGACCUACAAACAUUAGUUUUACAUGUCUGCGAUUUUUAAAGAAGUGAAAGACUGAUUUAUUGACAUGUCGAAUUUUGUUUUCUAUAAACUGAACAGACCAUUAACAUCUGGUGUUUUAAAAGCUCAGAAGGCAUUUUACCUGAAUACUGAUAUAUUUCUUAAAAUUUAACAGGCCCUUCUAUGCAUAUGGUUUGUGAAUUUUAAAUGGGACGUAUUAUUUCAUUUUGAAAAAGUUAUUCUUCUUCUUUUUGUAUAGACAUGACUCUGUCUGUUUUUUCAAUGUGCCUCUAGUAAGUUGUCGUUUCAUCGUUUUCGUGGUCUUCCCACUGAUCGUCUUCCUAUUGGGGAACCGUCUUUGGCUGUCCUGACUAUCCUAUUUGUUGUGAUUCGGCUUAUGUGGUCAUUCCAUCCUAUUCUUCUGUUUCUUACCCAGUUAUUAAUGUUAUACACCUUGCAUCUCCGUCGUAUAUCUGUACUUCUAGCUCUGUCCCAUAGAGUCUUAACAUCUAUUUUUCGAAGGGUUUUCAUCUCCGCUGUUUCGAGCAAUCUUUUUGUCCUCUCUGUGUCGGGUCGUGUUUCUGCCGCGUAUGUCAUUAUUGGCGUGAUGACUGUUUUGUAAAUUCUGCCUUUCAUUUCUUUUCCGAUAUUUUUAUUUCUCCAUAUUGUGUCAUUCAGGCAACCUGCGGCUCUGUUUGCUCUAUUCACUUGAUCUUCCACUUCUGUUUCGAGCCUUCCGUAGCUACAGUCGGAAAAAUGAAAGAAUACCCAUGAACGAUCACAUCAAUCACAUAUUUUGUAUUUGCUGUGUUUUUUCCAUAAAUAACAAACGAGAGAGAUAGAUUAAUAAUCUGAAUAAUAUGUCAUUGAUGUGAUCGUUCAUGGGUAUUCUUUCAUUUUUCCGACUGUAGAUAGUGUGAUGCCUAGGUAUUUAAACUCCAUCACUUUUUCUAUUAUCUGACCUUCCAGCUCCAAUUUACAUCUUAUUGGAUCUGCUGUUAUAACCAUGCAUUUUGUCUUUGGCGAGGAAAAGUUAUUAAAAAUUAAAAUUAGCAAAAUAUGAAUUGAAGCUUGUCGCCACAAUUCUAGGGGGGGGGGGCUUAGGAAGAAACUUCAAAUUUGGCUUCUAUACAAGUGCAAUAAUAUGCAAAUUAGUGCCUUCCCAGAUGGACAGCCUAAGUCUGACGUCACAAAUGUCACAAAAUUGGGAGGAGCUUAUAUUGACUCCAAACAAUUUUGUUUGUAACGUUAAAUGAUCAUAAGGAAUUUUUCAUUUAUGUGCUUUGUGUGGCAAAAUAACACUUCAUUUAGGUAUUUCGUUAAAGGAACGUGUUAAUUAAGAGAUUUUUAUUCGUUUUUGCUCAGGUGGUUUUUAUUCCUUAGUGGUUGAAAAUAAACAUAACCUCAAAACUGUUUACGUUUUAAUCAUUGCAUUAAAUUAACUCACCUGGGCAAAAACGAAUACAAAUCCCUUAAUUGACACGUUUAUUCAACUAAAUACCUAAAUGAAAAGUCUUAUUUUGUCACACAAACCACGUAAACAAUAAAUUAAAAAUUCCUUAUGAGUGUUUAACAUUAUAAACAAAAUUGUUUGGAGUCAAAUAUAAGCUCCUCCCAAUUUUGUGACGUCAAGACUUAGGAUGUCCAUUACGGGACCUCUAGUAGAUUUCUCUUGCAACAGUGGCGCCAUCGGGCGAAGAGCGAAGUACUUAUUAGACCACCCACCUAUAUAUGUAACUCAAAUAAAUUCGAAAUCGAUUUUCUCUGCUUUUCAUCAUCGUUAUCAUAACUUUUGAAACUGCGGAUAUCAUGAUCUGUUUAUAAUCGACGCAAGCGAAUUUAGGUAAGAAGGAAUAAUGUUCAAACGAAUUAUAGAAAAAUGGUUGAAUGUAUUGCUAAAACACCGCAAAGACUGUAUAAAUAUGUUAAAAAUUCUUUGAACAUUCUUCGCACAUAGUACAGGAUACUUGAAAAUAUUUUUGAAAAUGUUAAAAUAGUGAAAAGAUCUCAAGUUUUCGAAAAGAGGAAUUUGUUACUAAAUUAAUUAGAUUUAAAAAUACCUGAAGUAUUCCAGUCAAAGUCCUGAAUUUUUUUAAAUUAAUUAAUUAAUUUUUGGUUCAAUUAAUAUUUUGAAAAUGUCUUUGCAUAUGUUCUGAUCGUAACAUUCGUCAUUAUAAUAGUCUAUUCACUCACGGUAAAAUAUAGCAAAACCUCCGGAUUUUACAGAACCGCUUGAAUUGACAUAAAAGGCAUACACAUAGCUAACAUGUCAAAGAAAAAAAGUGAUAUUGUGCCGAUGUGUGCUUUUGCCCUGGGGUGGGUACCACCACUCCUCGGGGGUGAAAAAACAUACGUUCAAAAUAAGUCUAUAGAAUAACUUUUAUUCUAUAGAAUUUUUUCACAAAGUCAAUACUUUUCGAGCUAUUUGCGAGGAAAUAUGUUAAUUUUUCAACAAAAACUACGUUUUUAGACGGGUUUUCGCAAAUAACUCAAAAAGUAUUUUAUCGAAAAAAAUAUUCUUAGCAAAAAUAUAGCUUAUAAAAAAGUGAAAAAAUUGUGUAUGUAUGAAGUCUGUAGACCCAGUAGAAGUAGAGUUGUAGAUAAUGAAAAGUAGGUUCAUAUUCGUCAAAUUCCAUUUCGAAUAUUUCAACGUGAAAUAACCAAAAAAAUUAAGCACUUUUCCGGGAAAACUCAUCACUUUUUUAAAGUGUCUAAAAAAGCUUUAUUUUUGUUUUUUUAAAGUUUCCGUAAUUUUCCGUAAAAGUAAACCGUAAAGCGGUAACGAUUAAUUUAAUUUGGGAUGCCAAUUAGGGGGUGAUUUUCACGAUUUUUUUUUUUACCAAAAAAGGGGACCACACUUUAUUUUUAGUGUAACUUGCUUACUUUUGAUGCUAGAAAGUUUUUAAAAAACAUAAAUAAAGCUUGUUUAAACACACACAAAAAGUUGUGAUGUGUUUUCCCCGAAAAUGCUUCAUUUUUUGGUUAUUUCACGUUGAAAUAUUCGAGUUGAAAUUUGACGAAUAAGAACCUACUUUUAAUUACCUACAAAUCUGCUUGUAUUGAGUCUGCAGACUUUACACAUACACUAUUUUUUCCCUUUUUUAUAUGCUAUAUUUUUACUGAGAAUAUUUGUCCCGAUAAAAUACUUAUUUUUUGAGUUGUUUGCGAAAAUCCGUCUAAAAACGUGUUUUUUUGUUGAAAAAUGAACAUAUUCACUCGCAAAUAACUCGAAAAGCAUUGACAAAGUGAAAAAACUAUAGAACAAAAGCUGCUUAGAAUUAGUCAGUUUAUACAUUUCCGGAUUACUCACUUACUUUGAACGUAUGUUUUUUCACCCCCAAGAAGCGGUGGUACUCACCCCCCAGGGCAAAAACACACAUCGUCACAAUAUCACUUUUUUCUUUGACAUGUAUUUUCUAUGUGUAUGCCAAAUUUGAUGUCAAUCCAAGUGGUUCUUUAAAAUCCGAAGCAAAAACCGUGAGUAAAUGGACUGUAAUUAGAUUGUUACUGUCACAGUUUGGAAUAAACUGUUGCUGAUGAACGUUUUUACCAAUUUUUGGUGUCCACCGAUUGAUCUGACAAGGCACUCUCUGACGAGAUUGGCGAGCAAUGGAUAGUACUAUUUUGUCAAGUAAUACCGACGUCGAUUUGCUAAUAAAUGAGAAUAAAAUCAAUCUAUUUAUUUUCUUUCUUGGUGAGUUUGAUUUAACCCUUUCAGCUCCUUUUCUAUAUUCUCAACCUCAGCUCCUGUGCCGGCAGAAAUAAUUUCGUUUGAAUACCAACGCGCUUGCGCGUCCGUGACACUAAUCUAGUCAUAUUUGGACGCGCGUACGCGUAACCGGAACUGAAAGGGUUAAAAAGCCAAUGUAGCGAAGUAUUCACUUAAAAUUAUAUUGUAUAAAAUUGAUUACAUUGUUUUACAAUAAAAAUAUUGAAUUUCUACCGAAUCCAAUGUAGCAAAGUAGUCAUUUAAAUCUAUAUUGUAUAAAAUUGAUUACACUGUUUUAGUAUAAAAAUUAUUUAAUUUCUAACCGAAUCGACAAUAUAAACCCAAGUUGCUGUUUAUUGAAUCUUUUACCAUUUUAAGAAGAGUCAACAUAUUUUUGACUGGUCAGUUGGUUGGUAAAACGAGUGCCAAUACACCACAUACAUUAUAUAUUUUAAAUUAGUCUCUUCCAUCAACUACAAAACAUAGACCUCUUGAAGUAAUCCAUGGUAUUCUUCGUAUCUUCGUAGUUCUUCAAGUUACUAUUGAUAGAACAAUAAAUAUUUUGGUUUUUGCUUAACAAGACAGCAACAUUGUUAACUGAAUGUAGAUUUUCAUUUUCAGAACUUCAAGCAAUUUUUUGUUUCAAUUCGCUCGUGUUCUAGUUUUCUGUGCUAGUAUGUACCAGGACAUACAGUAGGAAAAAUGAAAGAAUACCCAUGAACGAACAUAUAAAACACGCUGUAUUUUCCUGUCACCGUGUCAUACAAAAAAUUGGCCAGCGCAAGUACAUGUAAUAAUUAUUAUUACAUGUACUUGCGCUGGGCAAUUUUCUUUGUGACACGGUGACAGGAAAAUACAGCGUGUUUUAUAUGUUCGUUCAUGGGUAUUCUUUCAUUUUUCCGACUGUACUAAUCUUAAUACAGUCGUGAGUCGUUAGGCUCAACGUAGACUCAAUAUCAAUGUUGACUCUUUUCUAAACAGAAACUUAUUUAUAUUUUUGUAUUGGGUUAAAAUUGUAAGUGAUGAAUAUUUUUUUAAUAUUGACUGCAUCCAAUAGACUAAUCUUUUGUGUAAUAUUGUAUUAUUUAUUUGUGUCAAUAAUUACGACAGGUUACAACUCAAAGUGUGGUAUUAUAGCUUAGCCAUAUUUCAAUAUGAGAGAUUUUCUAACUAAAUGUUACACAUUUUAUUAUUUCAUUAUAAAACAAUAAAGUAAACGAAGAUUGUGUAAAGUAAACGAAAAGUCUUUAUAUCAAAAACAGGUGUUUGUUACCAUUUCGUAUACCGUGAGCGUCUAAAGUCUUCCAUCCUAAGGUAAACAAAUUCAUUAAAUUUUUAGGUAAGUCAACUAAAGUAAAGUUGUCCUGGCAGCUCCUGGAACUGCUAACUCACAACUUAAUGUCGCCGGUCGACGUUAUUUCAAAUAAUUUUUCAAAUAUCAAAUUGUACAAAAUACAGUGCUUUUUAGAUAAAACUAUCCACCUAAAUAACUUUUGAACCACUGAUUUUUAGAAAAAGCGCAAAAAUACGUCAAAUAAUAUUUGUAGGGGGAGACAUCAUGCCAUAUUUAAGCUUGUCGGCAAAGGCACUCUCUCACUCUCCGUAUCAUCCCUUAUUUUUUUUAAAUUACUUCAUUUCAAACAUUUACUAACAUUUCAAAAUUUUAACAAUUAUUCAAAAUGACUUGAAAUUUUGAAUGAUUAUUGUUAAAAUUUUGAAUUGAUUUGAAGAUUUGUUUAAAGGGGACAUUUUUGAACAGGACUUCACAACCCAUUUGUUGAUAACAAUUUUCUAUAACAUAUUUUUAUAUUGACAUAAAAAGUUAGAAAAUCACUCGAUAUGACUUACGAAAACCGUAUCUCUCGACAGUGCCUAAAUUCUUAACAUUCUGCUUCAAAAUCCUGACUUAUAACUUCUGUUUUGGCCAUGAAUAUAAUGUGAUAGCAAAAAUUUUGCUCGGUAGAGAGAAGGGAGAUAAUUUUGUGGAUGAACAGUUGGAGGUUGUCGGUUAGCGACGUUGAGGUUUUUUACAUAUUUUUGAUUUUUUCAUAAGAUCCGCACGUCGUGAAUUUUUCACUGUGUGAUUAAAUGUGUAUGUUUCAUCACAAAAAGACAAUUUUCUCUAUUUAGGAGAUUAAGAAAAUUUUAGUUAGGUAUAGUUGUUAGGAAAGUAUUGGUUGUAAUGUUUAAUAAAAUUUUGACACUAUUUUGUAAUAUUUAGAUUAAUUUGAAGCUUAAUAGGCCAUGAGAAAAUGGAACAGGUAAGGGGAAGCUUAUUAUUUAUUUAGAUAGUCUUACGCUAGCCGUUGCCUUUUGGCCACGUUAUACUAUCUGAACAACAAACAAAUAAAUUCUGUAUACAGCGAGGAGUACGGCAAGGAGACACCAUCUCGCCAAAGCUAUUCACAACUCUUAGAACAUACUUUUAAGAGGACAGAUCUAAACGAAUAUGUUAUCAACAUAAAUGGAGAGAAGCUCAGUCAUUUGAGAUUCGCAGAUGACAUCGUCCUUAUAGCCUAUCGUAUGGAUGAUGCAAUAAUAAUGUUGAACAAAUUAUAUCACGCUUCCAUAGAGGUCAAACUAAAGAUUAACAUCAACAAGACGCAAAUAACUAAUCUGGUGCUAAAUCGUAAUAUUGUUGAUAGAAUGGAUAUUGAGUAGUCUACAUCUUAUAAGUACUUGUGACAUGAAAUUCGGUUGGGAAGAGAUAACCAGACGUGCGAGCUCCCACGUCGCAUAGGAUUAGCCUGGGCAGCGUUUGGUAAACUGAACUAUGUAUUUAAAUCGGAGUUACCCAUAUGCCUCAAAAGGAAAAUCUUUGACCAGUGUGUGUUGCCUGUACUCACUUAUGGAGCCGAAGUAUUAACACUCACAAACAAGGUAGUGAACAAGAUUCGCGUUGUUGGGUGUCUCCUUGAGAUACCGAAUCACAAACGAAGAAAUACGCCGUAGAACCAAAAACAACAGACGCAGACGUUGGAAAAAAUCGCGUCGCUAAAGUGGAAUUGGGCAGGACACGUCGCCAGAUUGUCAGACAACCGAUGGACAAAACGUAUUAUCGAAUAGAGGCCACGAGAAGAAGCACUACGGAGCAGAAGACGCCCACCAACCAGAUGGGCCGACGAUCUGAAGCAUGUUAUCGGUAACUGGAUGCAAGCCGAACAAAACAGAGACAGAUGGAAAGGGCUGAGCUUCCUCAGCUUCCUCAGUACCUAUGUCCAUCAGUGGACGCGUACGGGUUGAUGAUGACGAUGUUUUAAUUAAAGGAACAAUAUUCAGAUGAACAUAUUUAUGAAUAAGUCUGUGCUCUAACUAGACGAAAAUACAAAUCCCAUCCCAUUAAGAGAGGAGUUAAACAAGGAAACGUAAUAUCAACACAACUUUUUAAUCUAGUCCUGGAAGGCGUCUUCAACACCUCAGAUUCCCUGACGACAUCGUGAUUAUGGCCAGCACAUUCCAGGAACUACAAAUUAUGAUGGAGUAACUCGCAGGCAGCUCCCAGUACGUCGGCCUAAAAAGUAUGACAAAAACAAAAACAAUGAAAAACACAGACGACCCCAGACGUAUAACUAUAAAUGGCACUGAGAUCGAACAAGUCCAUGAAUAUAUCUACUGGCCAAAUUCUGAAACUUGAAAAAGAGAAUCAAAGUGCGGAAGUCACUAGAAGAACAAGACUGGGAUGGGCAGAAUUUGGUACACUUAGUUGGAUACUUAAGAGCCGCAAAAUACCUCCAUACAUCAGGAGCAGAGUGUUCAACCAGUGUAUCCUUCCUAUCAUGACAUAUGGAUGUCAAACAUGGACCCUUACCAAGGCCAAUAUGAAUAAACUAGCCACAAUAGAAAGGGCAAUGGAAAGAACAAUGCUAGGUAUACGACUGUCAGAUAAAAAGAGGAAAGACUGGCUAAGAUGAAAAACAAAAGUCAAGGAUACCACAACAAAAAUUGUCAAACUCACAUGGAGCUUCGCAGGCCACAUUGCUAGACAAAAAGACCAAAGUCGACCAAAUUCUUAGAUGUUACGUGAAAGCUGAACAUAACUAUUCUCCAGAGGUUAAGAAAAAACAGAAACUAUUAACACCGUAAAGAACAGAAAAUUGACUUACUUCGGCCACAUUAUGCCUAAUAGUAAAUACCGACUUCUACAGUUGAUUCUACAAGGUAAGAUUGAGGGCAGGAGAAGCCCUGGAUGUAGACAUAUAUCCUGGUUGGCGAAUCUUAGAAGUGGUUUGGUCUAACGUCAACUAAAAAUGAAUUCUUAAACAAUAGUUAUCAGUGUACUUGAAAACUGUAAGGAACCCUUUUUAUAAUUGCGUAAAAUUUAUAAACCUAAUAAAUUAUAAGCACUACUUUAAUAGAUAAAAAAUGUUAUGUACUUUUUGAAACCAAUGAUUUGUUAUUAAUUUUAAUAUAUUUAUUUGUAUGUAUUGUAAUUUAUAAAAUGGCGAGUGAGUCUGUUAAUAACCAAAUAAUUUGUUUAAUUAAAAUUUUGCGCAUGAAGAGACAUGUGCAUAUAUUUUACAAAAAAAAUUCUGCAUUGUCCUCAGCAGUUUUUGGCCAAUAUACCGAUAUGCACAGCAUACAAUACACUAAGGGUAAGAACAGAACAAGUGGAGGUGGAGGUGUAGGUCGCGGUCGAUGUCGAUAUCCAUGUAAAACAAACACAUUGUAGUGAAUGGAAGCGAACAGAGCAGGUAAGUCGCGGUGGAGGUUUAGCGCGACAUCGAUGCUGUUGAAAAUAAAAUGAGUUUGUUUUACAUGGAUGUCUACUGCGCGGCCUACAAGGAUGCUUCCCUGUGAUUGGUCCGUUCGAAGCCAAGUUGUCAUUAACUGCCCUAUCUGAGUUGAUACUUUUUAUAAUAUAAUCCCUUUUUUUAUUCAGUUUAUUUUUGAAUUUCUAAAGUAAUUAAAUUCAGUAAAUUUUUAAAAUAUGAAGGAGGAUCUGAUUAUUUACAGCUGACAUUUCAUCACUAUCAUUACUUGACUGACACAACAUCGCAAAAGCACAGUCUUUUUGCCAUUCAAAUUUCAUUAAACUACUUCACUUGAUAGUGGUUCUAGCUCGACUGACAGCGCAGGUGACCUCCUUGCUAUGUGCUGUCGACAUCGACCGCGACUUAACUAGUAGCAUCCACCGCGACCUACACCUCCACCUCGACCCACUUGUUCUGUUCUUACUCUUACUGUUGAAUUAGAUGUUACUUAACACAUGCGCUGCCGAUCACGCACCAGCGCGUGAUAUGUUUACUUCAGUCAGGUGCCGUUCAACAAAACGGCUCCUGAGUUCCAUUCUCUUCGAUAGGCAGCGAAUGGGUUAAAAGAAAACAAAAUUGUUGCAUUCUUCUGUUAGUACGACUGAGGAAGGAUCAAAUAUGCCAGGGAUGAUGAAAUUUGAUGAAUGAGUUAUUAGGUGUUGGCUUUGCCUGAUACAUUUAUCACUAAGUAGAAUAUCGACUAACAUCGUUACGAAUUAUAAUACAACAUAUUUCAUACCGAUGUUACUUAUUUGUUAUAAUCGUCGCUGAUAUAUUUGUUAUGCUCUUCGUCAGAAGAACGGAUGCUAGGAAUUAUAAACCAAAGUUUAUUCUAAGAUGUAUCAAAUUAUUUGUUAGUUUAAUGAUUAAAUUUAUUAAUUGGUUUUUCUAAAAUUCGAAACAGUCUCAUAAAAUUUUGAUAAUCUUUUGAUAGCAUUUUUAAACAUUGAAUUUGUGCAGAAGUAAAAGUAAUUUAUUUGUCUUUUUGUGAUGUGCCACGGAUAAUUAUAUUUUAAAAUAACAUUAAUAUCUUUGUUAUUUAAUUUGUAUAUAUAAUAAAAUAACUAUAGACUGGAUGAAUAAAGCCACGUUAAUCUUGA